AUAGAAGACCAACACCUUAGCCUUCUUAAUACGCCAGGAACAGCCACCUUCUUUAGACCCCAUCUAUCUAGAGAAACAACGCUAGAUCUAUCUAUCGCUACACUAGAUCUAGAAGACAAAGUUAAAGACUGGCAAACUACGAUAGAAAUCGGAUCUAAUUACUACGGAAUACUCUUCUCAAUCCAAACAAUAAAGAACCUAGUUAGUAACCCUACUAGCUAA
Molecule: messenger RNA, 222 nt
Organism: Bipolaris sorokiniana ND90Pr
Lineage: Eukaryota; Fungi; Ascomycota; Dothideomycetes; Pleosporales; Pleosporaceae
Exons: 1
Source: RefSeq, a predicted model, not a curated record